Nilaparvata lugens (brown planthopper) is the source of this 528-nucleotide messenger RNA. RefSeq names its product mitochondrial import inner membrane translocase subunit tim16-B. Lineage: Eukaryota; Metazoa; Arthropoda; Insecta; Hemiptera; Delphacidae. The coding region runs from base 90 to 470 and encodes 126 amino acids. Gene Ontology annotation, cellular component: TIM23 mitochondrial import inner membrane translocase complex. The record is from RefSeq and is a predicted model, not a curated record. The transcript has a single exon. Gene Ontology annotation, biological process: protein import into mitochondrial matrix.
AACUUGACAAUGAGAAUGACCAUGACGGAUGAUAGACUCGUUCUUAUAGGUUAAGAUGAAGUUUUUGUUCGAAUUAUAAUAAUUCAAUAAUGGCUAAAUAUAUUGUUCAAAUAGUUGUGUUAGGGACUCAAAUUGUGGGUAAAGCAUUUGCCAAAGCUUUGCGACAAGAGUAUCAAGCUAGUCAAGAGGCUGCCAAACGUGCUGGAGGGGGACGCCAAGGAUCACAGUCUGCUGCUACAAGCGCCAAGACUGGAAUUUCUGUCGAGGAGGCUAAGAAGAUAUUAAAUAUUGAAAAACUUGAUCCUGCAAAAAUUAAUGAAAGCUAUGAACAUUUAUUUAAUGUUAACGAUAAAAAUAAAGGUGGCUCUUUUUAUUUGCAAUCAAAGGUCGUAAGAGCCAAAGAGAGGUUAGAUGAAGAACUCAAAAUACAAACUGAUAGUGCAACUUCAAAAAACAAAAGUGAGUCAUAAAAUUUAUAGGAAUUGUUAAAAUUAAUUAUUAUUAAAUAAAAUGUAGUUUAUAAAAGCA